AUGCUUUUUAUCUUGUCUAAAUUUUUAUUUUUAUUAUGUUUAUAUUCAAUGGCUGAGGGACAGUUAUUAAUAAAACUCCCAGAUGAUCUAAUACUGUGGGAAAGGUUAAAAAUGAAUUGGAAGGAGCUGCUAAAAAGUCAUCUUAUGACAGUUUACAUUUUAUUACUGAUAUUGACACAUCUUGCAAUGAUUUGGCCUCAAUUUUUUCAGCAAGCACAAAAAAAAUUUAUACGUCAACAUUUAAUGCUUGGUUUUUGA
Messenger RNA from Nezara viridula (southern green stink bug), 258 nucleotides. The record is from the annotation of a GenBank genome assembly. NCBI's taxonomy places the organism in Eukaryota, Metazoa, Arthropoda, Insecta, Hemiptera, Pentatomidae.